CUCAAGACGGCAGGCACCACAAAUCCACGAGAAUGCAGCCAUGAUCGGCUCCUUCCUCCCCCUCCCCACCACCUCCGGCCGCUCCCUUCCGCCCCGCGCCACCACCACCACCACCCUCCCCUUCCCAAGAUCCCCACUGCGUCUCCGCCGCCGCCGCCAGAUCCGCGUCUCCGUGUCGUCGUCGUCGUCGUCGGAGAGCAACGAGGAGGGCGCGGGGAGCACCAACGGGUCCCUGCCGGGGCUUGCCCCCGUGAACGGCGAGGAGGAGGAGGAGGAGGAGGACGAGUCGUGCCCGGUGGAGUGCGUGACGGAGUUCAAGACGGACGAGGAGCUGGGGCGGUUCCUGGAGCGGUCGCGGGCGACGGGCGCGCUGGUGGUGGUGGACUUCUUCCGGCCCUCCUGCGGCAGCUGCAAGUACAUCGAGCAGGGCUUCAUGAAGCUCUGCAAGGGCUCCGGCGACCACGGCUCCCCCGUCAUCUUCCUCAAGCACAACGUGAUUGAUGAGUACGACGAGCAGUCGGAGGUGGCGGAGCGGCUGCGCAUCAAGGUGGUGCCGCUCUUCCAUUUCUACAAGGCCGGGGUCCUGGUCGAGUCCUUCGCCACCCGGGACAAGGACAGGAUCACCGCCGCCAUUGCCAAGUACACCUCACCUGAUGAGCAGGAGCCGGAGACGCAGCCGGAGGAGUAAUUUCUACUCCAAAUACGUACAUACAUCAAGAGCCAUCUAGCUAGACUGGUAACCGAGUGAUCUGCCAAAGCUAGCUAGCUUGCUAAAUGAACCUCCAUUGUAGCAGGAAAAAACUGGGAUUGGUUGUAAUAAUAAAGCAGAGUAUAUCAUGAUUCAUGAAAUAGUUGUAUGCAUGCAAAGGGAUCCAUGUAGAAUGGUCGAGGAUAGAUCCUGGUUGAUUACUCAAUGUCAUUUCCGAUCCAGUGACUCCCCGUUGCAAAGUUUCAGACUUUGACCUGAUCAUUUCAACAUCUGAAUGAAUUCUACUC
Molecule: messenger RNA, 996 nt
Organism: Triticum dicoccoides
Lineage: Eukaryota; Viridiplantae; Streptophyta; Magnoliopsida; Poales; Poaceae
Product: thioredoxin-like 4, chloroplastic
Exons: 3
Coding region: 41-688 (215 amino acids)
Cellular component (GO): chloroplast
Source: RefSeq, a predicted model, not a curated record